AUGGGCCGUAUCCGACGGCUCUGGUCGUUGGUCGCUGGGAAGCCACAGGGCCAGCAAACAGAACAACCUUCAGAUCCCCAGGGUAACUCUCAUGUGGCCUCUCCCGCCGCCGAGCCGAAAAACCCCACUACUUCGGUCCUGGUGAUAGGUGCUGGCUCGACGGGACUUGCUUUGGCUCAAGGACUCAAACAGUCGGGAAUUUCGUGUAUCGUGGUGGAAAAACAUGACAGCAUCGAUGCGCACCCGCGAGAUUGGAACAUGGGCCUCCACUGGGGCAUGGACCCGUUGAGAAGCCUUAUGACAGACGAAAUGUGGUCCCACAUCCAGUCCGCGCAAGUCGACCCCAGUGAGCCUCCCGCCGAGCAUGACUGUAUCAAAUUCCUCAACGCCCAGACCGGAGAAUGCAUGGCCGCGAUCCCCGUCCAGUCCUUCUAUCGCCUUCGACGACGUAAACUGCGGGGGCUCCUGGCCCAGGGAUUAGACAUUCAAUAUGGGAAGCGACUGCGGACCCUCGCAUUCUCGGACGACGGGAAGCUGGCCGCCGCCCUGUUCGACGACAAUACCUCCAUCACCGCCUCGCUCGUGGUCGGCACGGAUGGCGCCCGAUCGACGGUGCGACAGGAGCUAUUGGGCCCUAACUCCGGGCGCAUCCGCCAGCUCCCGUAUUGCGCGACCUUUGUGCAAGCUCGCUUUACCGCCGAGCAGGCCCAAUUCCUGCGCGGGUUUCACCCCAUGUACCUGGCCGGCAUCCACCCCGCCGGGUACUUCGCGUUCUUUGGCAUGCACGACGUCGAGGACCCGGACAAACCCGAGACGUGGACCUUUUUCUUCUACAUUUCCUGGAAUUGCACGCUGGAGGAGCAAGAUGCCACGACCGACUGGACCAAUUCGCAGCGACUGCAGCAGGUCAAGGAGUUCUCCAAAUGCUUUACGGACCCGUGGCGAAGCGCCUUCGAAUGGGUGCCGGACGACCAACAGGUUUGGUACAUGGGCCUGACGGACUUCGACCCGCGCGCCUCAGGCCACCGCUGGGAUAACCACGGGGGGCGGGUGACGCUGGCCGGCGACGCCGCGCACGCCAUGACCUACCAACGCGGCCAGGGCUUGAACCACUCCAUCACCGAUGCCGCCAAACUUGUCGAGGCCACCAACCAGCUUCUGACGGGAAAGAGCACUCCCGCCGACGCCAUCACCAUGUACGAGGACGAAAUGAUCGCGCGUGCCGGCGGGGAGGUCUCCCUCUCGACGGUCAACACCGAGAUGGUCCACGACUGGCAGAAGGUGCUUCAGUCGCCUGUGCUCACGGCGGGAGUAACCAAACGAUCCGUUGACCCCUCGACUUAG
This is a messenger RNA of Aspergillus campestris IBT 28561, 1344 nucleotides long. RefSeq names its product FAD-dependent oxidoreductase. NCBI's taxonomy places the organism in Eukaryota, Fungi, Ascomycota, Eurotiomycetes, Eurotiales, Aspergillaceae. The transcript has 3 exons. Gene Ontology annotation, molecular function: FAD binding. The coding region runs from base 1 to 1344 and encodes 447 amino acids. The record is from RefSeq and is a predicted model, not a curated record.